Rhagoletis pomonella (apple maggot) is the source of this 750-nucleotide messenger RNA. RefSeq lists its product as uncharacterized. The transcript has a single exon. The coding region runs from base 1 to 750 and encodes 249 amino acids. NCBI's taxonomy places the organism in Eukaryota, Metazoa, Arthropoda, Insecta, Diptera, Tephritidae. The record is from RefSeq and is a predicted model, not a curated record.
AUGGAGGAAUAUGAGAACUUGGGGCACAUGACGCAAGUGGAUAUUGAUUCCAUCAUUAAACCUAGCUACUUCAUUCCUCACCAUUGCAUUGUGAGACCCCAAAGCCGCACUACAAAAUUACGUGUGGUGUUCGACGCAUCAGCAAAAUCGUCCACUGGCAUGUCUUUGAACGACCUCAUGUAUACCGGACCCACUGUUCAGAGCGAGCUUUCCACCAUUUUACUUCGCUUCCGUUUGCCCAGGUUCGUCUUCACCACAGAUGUAGAAAAAAUGUAUCGACAGAUUCUCAUUCAACCGGACGAGCGCAAAUUCCAACUUAUCAUCUUGCGAAAGGAUUCAAGCCUACUAAUAAAGCAUUAUCAGCUAAAUACAAUCACAUAUGGGACAAAAUCUGCACCAUAUUUCGCCAACAAAUGUUUGCAGAAAAUUGCAAAAGAAAAUGCAUUACAAUAUCCUCUUGGUGAUGAGUUUCUACAGGACAAUUUUUAUGUAGAUGACGGAAUUGGUGGGUCAGACAGCUUAACUACGACGAUGGAAAUCCAACAGCAACUGAUACACAUUUUAAAACAACGUGGUCUUAACCUAAGAAAAUGGUGCGCCAAUCACUCACAAUUACUGCAAAAUGUUGGCAUGGAGGAACAAGAAGUUGACAUAGACUUUGACAAUGACAUCAAUCAAACUAUUAAAACGUUGGGGUUAACAUGGAUACCUAAUUCGAUUCUGCGUAAAGGUAUGCCUUGGGAGCUGUAG